AUUGCCAGCGAAAAAAGGCACAUUCUGGAUCGUGACUACAAGCGAUUCAGAUCUCGAUUUAGAUAAGUUUAGUGAAAUAUAUUAGAAAAUAUGAUCAUAGUGCAAUAGUUCGUAUAUAAUCAAUCUGGUGAAAAGUUAAAUAAAAUUUAAAUUACGUCAAUCGAAUACACGUGCAAAAUAUACACAAAAUGAUUAACUGCAACGUACAAAUCAUUGUAUCCAUCUUGCUAUUAAACAUCUUGGCCAUCCAAGGUCAACGGCUGAUCCCAAAUUAUGACAAUGUGGAUUACAAGUUGAAAGUCUUUGAUGAUCGUUAUAGUGAUCCACUUAUACUGAGCUGUAACAUAACGACACCAGGCAAUUACACAUUGGAAUGGAGACGUAACGGAACUCUAAUCAGUGAAAUUCCACAUUUUCAAAAUCGCCACCAGAUAAUUGAUGCCGAAUAUAAAUUGAUAAUCGCUCCAACUCUCGAAGAAGAUGCCGGACUAUUCACCUGCGGUGUUCCGGCAUUACUGGAAUCGCAUGAAUUUAAUGUCGUUGCAAAUGUUUAUUUUCGCUUUAAUCCACCGAAUGUUUAUUUGAUCGAAGGAAAUCGAUUGCAAAUUUAUUGUCUAGCCUAUGGCACCGAUCCGGAGAUCAUAUGGACAGUUGGUAAUCAAACAUACAAUGAAUCAGCUGGUAAUAUCAUAUUACAGGAAGAUUGGCGGGGUGUCAAAAAUUCGAUUCUUGUUAUCGAAAGUGUUGCGUAUGCGGACCGACAAGUUUACAAUUGUACGGCGACGAACAUGGCUGUCAAAUAUGGAAAUUCUGGCUAUGAGAUAGCUGUUGAAACCACAUUGGUUCGCAUUCGGGAAAAGAUGGCACCAUUAUGGCCGGUUUGUGGAAUCGCAGUUGAGGUGGUAGUAUUGUUUUUGAUAUUCUUCAUUUAUGAGAAAACUAAAACUGAGGAGGAAAGCGAAGAAAGGGCUUAUGCAAGAGAAUUCGUAGAGAGUCGCCAAAAGAAGAAGUAAAUUAGUUUGAAAUGUAAACUUUAAAAUCGGUAGUUACAUAAUGCCCUUUGCCUGUGGAGGCCGGAUAAGCUGUUUGCAGCACUAUAGUAAAUUAUAUGCUAAAUUAUUUGAUAGAAUUCUGUCAGUUAUACUUUGAAUAAAAUCGUUAAAAUUGCA
This is a messenger RNA of Bradysia coprophila, 1169 nucleotides long. RefSeq names its product neuroplastin-like. NCBI's taxonomy places the organism in Eukaryota, Metazoa, Arthropoda, Insecta, Diptera, Sciaridae. Gene Ontology annotation, molecular function: cell-cell adhesion mediator activity. Gene Ontology annotation, cellular component: plasma membrane; axon. The record is from RefSeq and is a predicted model, not a curated record. Gene Ontology annotation, biological process: axon guidance; homophilic cell-cell adhesion; dendrite self-avoidance.